This is a messenger RNA of Lampris incognitus (smalleye Pacific opah), 2250 nucleotides long. Its product is annotated as heat shock 70 kDa protein 12B-like. The transcript has 8 exons. NCBI's taxonomy places the organism in Eukaryota, Metazoa, Chordata, Actinopteri, Lampriformes, Lampridae. The record is from RefSeq and is a predicted model, not a curated record. Bases 1 to 1425 code for a protein of 474 amino acids.
AUGGCGUGUCGAAGCGGAGGGAAUGGGUUGGGGAUUCUGCUGAUAUUCUUGGUGGAUUUACUGGGAACGGCAGCCAGCAAUAUGGAGCCCAUCUACUGGAAUUCCCUGAACGAAAGAUGGGACAGACGGAGAGAUGGGACUCCAUUGUCGACCCACCGCAGGCAAGCCACCGUUAAUGAGGCCUUUUCGCGGGAGCAGCUGAGGCGAUCCAGACACAGCAGGACUUUCCUGGUGGAGAGUGGAACCGGAGAGCUGUGGUCGGAGAUGCAGACUGGUGACAGGUACAUCGUGGCUGACUGUGGCGGGGGGACGGUGGACCUGACUGUCCAUCAGAUUGAACAACCACAGGGGACUCUGAAAGAGCUCUACAAAGCUUCAGGCGGCCCUUAUGGUGCGGUUGGCGUGGACCUGGCGUUCGAGGCCAUGCUUUGCCAGAUUUUCGGCGAGGACUUCAUCCAGAGCUUCAAAGCCAAGCGGCCGGCAGCCUGGGUGGACCUCACCAUCGCCUUCGAGGCCCGGAAACGCACGGCCACGCCGGGCCGGGCCAACGCCCUCAACAUCAGCCUGCCCUUCUCCUUCAUCGACUACUACAAGAGGCACAGGGGCCAGAGUGUGGAGACCGCCCUGCGGAGGAGCAACAUGAAUAUAGUGAAGUGGUCGUCACAGGGGAUGUUGCGGUUAACUCAAGAGGCCAUGAACGAGCUCUUCCAGCCAACUAUUGGCAACAUCGUCAAACACAUUGAGGAGCUGAUGGCAAAGCAGGAAGUGCGCGGUGUGCGUUUCCUGUUUCUGGUCGGCGGGUUCGCCGAGUCGCCUAUGCUGCAGAAGGCGGUCCAGAAUGCGCUGGGGCGAAUGUGCCGCAUUAUCAUCCCCCAGGACGUUGGCCUGACCAUACUGAAGGGGGCCGUGCUGUUUGGACUGGAUCCCACCGUGGUACGGGUCCGGCGGUGUCCUCUUACCUACGGCGUGGGCGUGCUGAACCGUUUCGUGGAGGGACGCCACCCCCCCGACAAGCUGCUCAUCAAAGACGGGCGCGAGUGGUGCACCGACGUCCUCGACCGCUUCGUGUCCGUGGACCAGUCGGUGGCCCUUGGCGAGGUGGUGAGGCGGAGCUAUACGCCGGCCCGCGUCGGCCAGCGGAAAAUCAUCAUCAACAUCUACUGCAGCCUGACCGACGACGUCGUGUACAUCACGGACCCCGGGGUCAGGAAGUGCGGCACCAUCACGCUGGACCUGCCGGAGCCGCUGCCGGUGCCGGGAGCGGUGGGCGGGGCGGUGGCCGGAGCGGUAGGCGGCGGAAGAGGAGGGGACAGGAGGGAGAUCAGGGCGACGAUGCAGUUCGGUGACACGGAGAUCAAAGUCAUGGCGGUGGACAUGUCGUCGAGCCGCUCGGUGAGGGCCUCCAUAGACUUCCUGUCUAACUGAGGAGACUCAGUACAGGCCUACCGUACAUGUACGUUUGAUUCCAUGAGGCGCUCAGAAUGACGUAAAAAGUCAAAGGAGGUACAUUGGGCAGAGGUGUUAUAUAUUUUGUCGUGAGAACGGGAGCUUUUUGUUUGCUAAAGGAACUCCUCUCAGUAGACCACACAUACGAUUACUCCUCAGAAAUGUAAAAAAAACCAAAAACAUGUUGAGUAUUUUAUUUUCAUUUAAUUCUGCUUGUUCCAGAUUAGUAAUCUUCAAAAAGGGCCAGCUGUUUUUUUUUCCUCAAAGGGCGUUUGACCCUACACAGAGGUGACGCCCAGCCCAUUUGAGUUAAUUAAUUGGCAUCACUUGAGAGUUUCUUGUCACACGGUCGAAACUCUUUUUCCGGUAGAGAAAAGUAAUCUGAAAGGAACGCUUGUGUGAAUUCUGUGAAUUCAGCGCCUCGGAGAAUAGAGGGGAAGGAAACAUCUGAGUUGGCUCAAUUAACAGUUAUCAGAAGACCCCCUUCAACACGUCUGCCUCUGAUCCCUGGAGGGAUUCGACGCACACAUUACAAGAAGGCCUAACUGGUGUUUCAGUACCAAAUACUGGAGUGCUGGGGGGGUGGGGGGGUCCUCUGCAGCUCCUGAUCUACACGGAUACCUCAUUUUAAAACACGAGUCACUAUUGAACAUCCUUCAUUCGCCAGUUUGAAACCACACUUACCAUCCAACACCUACUCGACUGCAGCUAUUCUUUCUCCGCCUAGUUGCCAAAGUAGUGAACUACCAGCCGAAAAAGCUAUUUGCCAUAGUAAAGGGUUGUUUUUUUUUUAAGAGUGCAUCU